Amoebophrya sp. A25 is the source of this 2102-nucleotide messenger RNA. Lineage: Eukaryota; Dinophyceae; Syndiniales; Amoebophryaceae. The record is from the annotation of a GenBank genome assembly.
GUUGCCUUUCACGACCCAACCCCACAACAGGCGGUGUCUGUUCGAGCAAAUAUUGAGGCAUGUGAAAGGAAAGCUUCUCCACAACUUAGACGUAUCAUAUCAUGCACUUACUCUCUCUCAUGAGAAAAUGUGUGAGCGGAAACUAUGUCUAGUACACUUCCACAGUCGAACACCAAAAAGUCGUCUAAAAGCAGAAACAAACAUCAAGCAUUUACCUAUGCUGAAGCCUGUCGUUUCAUUCUAGACGUCGAAACCAAGAAUCAUGAAAGUCGACGACGCGAUGCAGCUGCUCUAGUAAAUCGAAGUGAGCGUGACCAUGGUGCUUCCGCAGCAGGAGGAGAUACUCAGGACGUGCGAGCAGCACGCGCUGAGGAUGGCCAAGGAAAUCUUUUGCCAGUAUCCUAUGAAGAACGAAAGUCCCUCAAGACCGAAAAGAAUGUCAAGAAGGAGGAACUACCUCCACAGGAAGAAAACUUCACUGUUGGCGUCUUCGAUAGCGAGAGCGGUAUAUUUUCAUCUCGCGAGACCGGAUUUUGGCGACUUCGCAGUGUACACGCGACCGCGUCCACCUCUGACGCCCUAACGACUGCAUCCGACGAUCCAUUUAGUGGCAAACUCGUGGGUCCUUGCGCCGUGUUUGGUGAGCAUGACCAAGCGAGACGAACUAUCACCGCGCAAAGGAUUCGACAGCUGGCUGAUUACACUGAUGUUGACAUUAGCAAGUGGUCGGCGAUUGAGACGAGCGCAUGCGCAGAGCUGCCACGGAAAAUGAAAAUAGAUGCAAACGAAACUGAAAAUGCAGCCGCUCCUUCGACCCACCAAGAACGAGGCGAAAUAAGGGAAGACGCAGGUGGUCAGGAGCGAAAUGCACAAUCAGGAAAAGAAAGUGCCGUAUCUCCGCGUUUGCUCAUCUUGCAUGCGUCUGUUUUCUCUUGCUCGAGACUGCUUUCGCUUGCCAUUUUGCAAUAUUUUUGCAGAUUGCAUGAACAGCGACAGCCUCCUUCCGACCAGCAUAAUGGCGUCGACAUUGUCGUGCCAGAGCAAGACUUAGAUUUAAGAAAACAUGUGCCCAUGGAUGUCGAUGCGGAAAUCGGCGACCACGCGAGAACACGGCCUGCCACCCACGCAGUCAACGUUUUGUUCUUGUACGGCUCGCUACCGAAUAGGGGGAUGAAGUUUGUGGAUGGCUGGCUUUGCGCCGUCAAAGAAGCGACAGGCAUUUCAGAAGUAGUCUGGCAGCUUGACUGUGAAUUUCAGGCAGUGUCCCUGAGACGGGUUUUCCCGAAUAGCGGCGUCUUGCCUCGAUACUUGGAUAUGAAGAAUCCGCUCAUCGCGUUGGGAAGAGACACGCGGAACGAGGAGCGAAUCCUACUAGUUUUAAGCUUCUUGGUGGGUUCUACUACUAUUUCUGUCUGGAGGACGACAAACAAGAGUUUUUGCAUCGAUUUUUGUUCUUCGGGUCACUGAGGUCUAGCAGCGUGUGAGCUUUCAAUGCUACUAGAAUUGACUCGUCUAAUAUGGACUACGCAUGUAGCUGUUCAUAGAAGCAGUUUUGGAAUGUUUCUCAUUCUCUAAGUUCGGGUGGUGACAGCGAAUUCGGGCGGAAGCAUUUCACUUUGCGGAAUCGCGUUCUUGGCCGGGACUUGUGCGCUCCUCCUGUUCCGCCGACAUGCAGUUCGGAGCUAGUGUUGUUACUAGACCCUCUUUCCGACGGAGGAGCCGUCUUUGACAAUUCUACGAAAGUACAUUUUCCAGGUGGUGCUGAAGGAGAGCUGCGCUCGUUAGGUCGCGACACUUUUGUGUCUGAACGGUCUCAACCACGAGACGAAAAGGAAAAUGGCCGUAAGAGUGACCAAUAUUUGAUUCGGCUUUCGAAGACCACGCCUUCGACUCCAAUCAGUACAACUGCAAAGCAGGAUGAUGCAACUGCUACAACGAGUGCAACAAGGAACUGCGUUUCUUCGACCACGGCUGUACUUUUUGUGACGAAGGGAUCGCGUGUUGAGAGCGAAGUCAUUUUUUCACUUGACGGAGAGCGUCUUACAACAGAACGCAAAGAUCUACUAUCUGGAUCGUAUACGCAUCGCACAUCAUGCACCUAA